Molecule: messenger RNA, 753 nt
Organism: Penicillium manginii
Lineage: Eukaryota; Fungi; Ascomycota; Eurotiomycetes; Eurotiales; Aspergillaceae
Exons: 1
Coding region: 1-753 (250 amino acids)
Source: RefSeq, a predicted model, not a curated record
AUGUGUCAAUCUCGACCAUUGGACGCAGCUGCGAUACUCGAUCGGGAGAUUCUCUCGAAUCCUUCCCCCCUCGAGCCACAUGACUCCAAAUCACAACCCACCAGAGUACCACCUGAAAAGACGCCAUCUGACCUCUUGGCCAACUUCAGUUGGAUAGAGAGUGAGUCAAGCGAUGACGAGAGCCUUAGUGGCUCAGUAGUGAGCGUCUCGGAUCAGCAUCAGCAAGCAAUUGAAAACUCCGUCAACCGAGCAACAUAUCCGAUUUCUAAAGAAUAUGUGUUUCAAACUCCGACUCCGUGUAAGGCAAACAUUAGCCCGCGGAAAACACGCCCCUACACUGAAAAUAUUGACGGCGCGCUUUCAAAUUGCACGUUCGGCACUUUGGAACCAGCCGCACCUUACUAUUACCUGGCCCAGCCGGUUCGAGGAGCCCUUUCCACGAGUCCAUAUUUUAGGGAGAAGAAAUGGGAUUUCUUUCCAGAGCUAGGACCGCCUUUACGGACCGAGGACAUAUCAGAUCGACGCAUCGAGGUCUCAAGGUUGCCGCAGAAAAGGAAAAUUUUCGGUUUCUUCUCGAAUAUCCUUCGUUUCUCUUCCCUUCACAAUGCCAAUCACGAGUCCUUGAAAAACCAUAUGUCUUCGACUGUCUUCAGAAAACGGAAUGCAGUGGGUACAUCGAGCAUAUCUAGUGGUUGGAAGAAUGUUUCGAGCUAUCAAGCAAGCGAUGGGAGCUUUGGUUUUAGGAAUAUUUAA